GUUUUGCGGCAACCUCGAGCCCGUUUUAUCACGCCUCUGCCUUCCAGGUUUUCCUGUUUUGAGGAGGGAAGGAGAAUUAGGUGCAAAGAUGCUUGCUCAAGUACACAGAUGUACAUCCAGCUCUGACCCCUUUCAGAGAUUCUGUCAUGGUGGUACCACUCAGGUAACAGUGCCCAUACAAAGGCCUUUCAUCUCUUCCCUGAGGAAAAUGAAGGAGAGGAGUACUUUCUGGGGCAUUGAAGUAGUUGAAGCUCUUUACUGGCAUCGAUGGUGUCUGGGAAAAGAAUUCAUCAAACAUUUAACUCUGAAAAACGUUUGUCUGAAAACCCAGAAGUUGAGGUUCAGACCGCCGACUACACGUUUCUUUACCACCAUCUUCCCACAGCCAAUUAUUCUGAGCCCUGGGAUGUCCUUAACUCUGCCUAUCAUCUUCCGACCUUUGGAAAAGAAAGAGUAUGAAGACAGCAUCCACUUUGAAAAAUCAGAGGGAGAAUUCACUGUUGCACUGUGUGCUAAGCUGCCGCACAUCAGUUUGCUUUUCCCAGACAGCAUUCACCUCCCUUCCUGUGCUGUCUAUGACUCCACAGGGGCUUCAUUUAUCCUCUACAAUGAUGGGGAUGUAUAUACUAGUUUUAGCUGGGAAGUGCCAACCCCUUUCAACUUUAUUCCUUCUCGUGGCAUGUUGAAUCCAGGUCAAGAGUGCACCAUAAAGGUGACCUUUCACCCUCAGGCAGCUCUGGUGCAUGAUGUGUCAGCAACAUGCAGCUUUGGAGAAACUCAGGAACAGAAGUCCAUGAGACUGACAGCUAUUGCCAAAUAUCCCAAUCUGGUGGUAACUGUGCCAGGAGACUCACAUGAAGAUACUGGACGUAGACAUAUCUGGGAUGUGCUGCACUUUGACUCUGUUGCUGUUGGUAGCACUGCAGAAAGAUAUGUGGAAAUCUGCAAUAUGUCUGUGGUUAAUGCUCCAUUCCGGAUUGAAAGAUCAAAGGAAUCAACACCUCGCGAUUCUGACUUCUUGUGUGACGUCUCCCCAGCCACUGUUUCAGCUGGUGGGAAGUUUCUCGUUCCCUUUUAUUUCAGCCCACAGAUUGUUGGUAUGAACAGUGUGGACUAUUUCACUGUUACCCCUGUUGGGAAUGUGACACAGUCUGUGCUGAAGGUGACAGGCUCCUGCAAAGGUCCUGGCAUUUCUCUUCAGCAUCCCUUUGUUUACUUCAGCUGUAUUAAUCUUGGGGAGAGCUUAACUCAGCCCUUCAAUGUCACCAAUAUUUCUGAUGUCCCAGCCUACUAUCAGUUUGACAUUGACUGCAGACAGAGUAUCUUUUCUUUUGACCACCCGUGUGGAAUCUUGGCGGGGAUGUCCACUAUUACACUGAAGGUGACCUUCCAGCCUGCCUAUCCGAUGAUUUAUUACCGAAGAGUGGUUUGCCUUGUACAUCACCAGGACCCAUUGUUUCUCGAUUUGUUUGGAACAUGCCACUCAGUUGCAAUGAAACCAGAAAUUCUGAAAUUAAAGGAUCUAACCAGAUAUAGGACACACAUGGCCCGAGGACUGACCUUUUACCCACCAGAUGUCCUGGGUACCAUGCUGAAGGAAAACAAACUGCUGCUGGAUGAAAACGGAGCCCUCACACUCCCACCAGAGAUGCUGGAGAAUAAACCACCUGAAGAAUAUCCUUCUCUUGAGCCCAUGGUUGAAUACUUCUAUGACGGUGUAAACAGUGACUUUACUGUGUUCCCUCCUCACGUCAUCCUGAGCAACAAUGAGUUUGAUUUUGGCUGCUGUACAGACCUUCAUAAUAUACAGCCAUUUCCUCUCUCCCUGACCAACUGCACAAAAGGAAAGAUUACUGUCAGGUGGACAAACAAGCCAGAGAGUCCCUUCCAGGUGGCUCCAGAGUGUUGUGACAUCCCACCUCUGAAAUCUAUGGCUUUCUGUGUCACUUUCCAGCCUUCUCAGCUCAACUCUUUGUAUGCAGCAGAACUAGAAGCAUUUGCCCUCUACAAGGUGUUGCGGCACUAUAGCAAUAUCGAAGAGCGUACCACCAUGUGCCCAUCCUGGAGCUCCACCAUCCGCUUGCGUGGACAUACUUUUGAACCCAGGCAACAGCACUUCAUCCCACAGUAUACUUUGGACUGUCACAAGGUCUUUCCUCCAGUACGCCCGAACACCACCACAUAUUGUAGCAUGCUACUCUGCAACACAGGCACCGCUGCCAUAAGCUUCAACAUGAGCCUGGAGAAGUGCCCCUCCCUUCUGGUCAAGCCUCACUCGGGGUUCAUUGCACCUGGAGACCACCAGAUCUUCAUCCUCUCAACCUGCCCACAGGAAACAUCUGUACUGCACCAUAGUUUGUCCUUGCACCUCAACUUUUCUGCAUCAUUCACAAAGGAAAUCAUCCUCCAGAGCAAUGCUGAGCCCCUUGUCCUGCUUUUAGAAGGUGACGGCAGCUUCUAUUUCAAGCCCACCUGUGUGGGUCUCGCUUCCUCACGCACCUUCACUAUAAAGAACUCCACUCGGCUCCCCAUGUUCUUCAGGUGGAAGAUCUGGCAAUCUGACAAAAAGUUCCUAUCUGUCCUGCCCGAUGGAGGGACUAUUCUACCCAAUGAAGCUUUGGCUCAGACAUGGAUCUUCAGUCCCAGUGCGGAGAUAAAAUACCUUCUGCGGGCUUGGGUGACUGUGUGGAGAGAUCAGGAGAUACUGGAUGACAAGGGCCCAGACAGUGUUCGUUAUCCGCUGAGGAUUAUUGGAGAGGGAGCACUGGGCACCAUAACAGCACCAGAAGAACAGGUGGACGUUGGCAAUAUCUUGGUUGGCAAAACACAGUCGUGUGAACUUGUGUUAUUAAACAAUGGGGUUUGUUCCCUAAAAUACGUACUCAGUGUGGAGCAGAAAAUCACCGGACCAUGUGACCCUGAAGAAGUUGCCAGUGACCCACUAGCAAUAGAACUUGACCACUACAGAGGAACAAUUCCUGCUCGGGGAAAGAUCUUGUUGCAAGCAACUCUUAGCCCAACCCGUUGGUUGCAUUACAACUGGACUGUCUUUUAUGCCCUCUACACUGUAAAAGCCACUGAACCUUUUACAGAAAAGAAGCCAGUCUGCAGUGUGACAGCCACAGGCAUCUAUCCAUCCAUCUGCAUCACGGAUGUCUGUGGGAUUGGCAGCGCCCGUGGCAUCAGCAAGCUGCACCUUUGGCAGCUUUUUUCUCUGGAAACCUUGAAUAAAUAUCUGGAGCGAGAUCCAACUCCACAGGAGCUCACCUUCAGAGUGCCUACUAGGCACAGUACGAAUCUAACUCCCCCAGUUUAUACUCCUGUCAUGGUGGAUUUCAACUUUGGUGCUGCUCCUGUCAGACGUGUGCCCUCUGUAGUGAUGCUGAUGCUGCAAAAUAAUGGGGUGAUGCCUGUGAACUGGGCCUUUCUGUUUCCUUUCGACCAGAAGAUAGACAUGGAAUACUGGGCAGAAAGUGCUGAGUUUGAUCCCAGUGAGCUGCACCAGAUGCGGGUUCAGGAUAACCAACUUUUCAGCAUUUGUCCCAAGGAAGGAAAUCUUCUUCCAGGAGAAGAGCAAACUAUACAUCUAUCCCACAGACAUGAUUUCAUUGGCACUGACCGACUCCCAGUGUUGUUGAAGGUCUCCCACGGUCGAGAAAUUCUGCUGAAUUUUAUUGGUGUGACAGUGGACCUGGAGUCCUACUACAUUCACUUCACUUCAACCAAGCAUGUGUUCACACCCAUUGCUAUUGGCAGCAGUAAUCCUCCUAAACAGAUCUAUGAACUGUACAAUGGAGGUGCUACAAAAGUAGCUUAUGAAAUCCAGGUGGAUGCUCUGAUGGAGGUUCAAGAAGAAAAUCAGCAGCAUGCAGUGUUUGUGUGUUUAAAUCCAAAAGGAGAGAUUGGACCAGGCUUGACUGCCCAUACUGAAUGGAUCUUCUCCCCUCUGGAAGCCAAAAUGUACUCUGUGAAUGUGCCCAUUCAUAUCCUUGACGGAGACUCUGCUCUGAUCACCUUCCAAGGAGUAGGCUAUGAUCCACAUGUUAUGAGAGAGGCAGCACAGUUUGAUAAAGUGGUGUCUCCUGUCAUAGCACCAGGAUCUGCAAAAUUAACAACGCCUGGUUUGGCAGUAUAUUUAUCUCAGCCCCAGAUUUGUUUUGGCAACAUCCCAGUUUAUAGCAAAUGCAGUCGCCUCUUCUUUCUGAACAACACUUCUGAGAAGGAGGCGAUAGUGUUCGCUUGGUACAUUACGACUUCAGAUGCCACAGUGGUGCUGAACGUCAUUCCAGAGACGGGAAUUGUUCCGGCUGGAGAGAGCACCUAUUGUGUUGUCAUACUACAUGCAAGUGAAACCGCUUGCUUCUACGAUAUUGAUCUGGUCUGUGAGGUUUUCACACAGCAACCGCUGGAUCAAUAUGAAAAAGAGCUGAAAGAAUGGGAGACUGAGAAGGCCCGGCAAGCUGUGGAGUUCACCAUCACAGAGAAGGAUCUGAACAGGAAGAAGAAUGUAAAAGAACAUGCGCAGGUAAGGCCAAACCUGCUAGGGACAAAGUCUUCUGUGUCAGUUACGGAGAUCCGGAAAUACAAGACUCUUCCUCCCAUUAAAACGAGCAGUGUGCCCAACCCCCCUGCCAGCCGUAGCCAGAGGAUACAAUCGAGACACAAAGAGGCUAAAAAGUUGUGGACCAAGCCAGAGCCUCCCCUGCCCUCCCUCUUGCAUGUGAGGGUCACAGCCAGGUCUCACUCAGUUGAUGAUCUCCUGAAUGACUUCUCUGGUGAAUUGCCCCAGCACUUCCUGUACCGCCAACUUAAGACAAAAGCAGCAAGAAAUAACGCUCCAGAUGAAACACCUCUCAGCGAUAGCAGGAGCAAGCAACGAACUGCACUGGCUCCAUCCUGGCAGGAACUAGCAAACUGUUCAAAAGAAGAGGCACGGCUGGUGACAGAUGUGCUGUCUACAGUGAUCAAAGGUUUGCUGGAAGAGACCCAGUUUCAUUCGGCCGUGAUGAGAAGUAUUGCAGAGCCCAUACCUUACUUCUGCCAGUUUUGGAGUGAGGAGUCUGCAAAGCUACUUGAUAAGAAACAGAGUCCUGGUACCUCCCCUACCCCUCCUUCCUCAGAGGUCAAUGCUAAGGACAGGCAAGGAGAGGAAGCCGCUAGGAGAGAGGAGGUGUCUCCUUCAGGGACUUCAGAUGCCGCAGAGACCCCGAGUGUCAUCAUUCGCAAGGAACAGUUCCGGGAGGAGAGAGAAGCCAUACUCAGGAUGCCGGCAUAUGCAAAUCUGACAGAAAAGAUACUGGACAAUGCCAUCCAGAAUAUUCUGGUGGAGGCCAGUCGUGGUGAGGUGGUGCUCACUGCCAGACCCAGAAUUAUUGCGCUCCCUCCUCUUCUCUGCCAGACCUCCUCCAUAAGAGACCAGGAUACAUCAGCCAGAAUACAAGAUUUUCACGGCAGAAAAGAUUUCAGUUCUGUUGAGUCCUGCGAAAUACUAUCCCAGACUUUUGUAGAACCUAUGAGUUCUCUCUCUGAGGAAAUGAAGGAGUCUUAUGGACAGCGGCACAUCACCUUGCCUUCAUAGGAGCCUGGUGAACUCUGAUACCAUCCAAGGCCAGUAUUUGCAGCAGUCUGAUCUGUGUGUGAGCCUGAGCCCUCCCAAAAAACCCACCUCCUCAGUCAAAGAAGAAAUGACUACCAACAGAACUAUAAUGUGGGCCCUGCCUUUUCAUACUAAUAGCAGAAGUGCAAGAGAGUGUAUCCUGCUGUCUUCGAAAUCUGAUUCAAUUUUGCAGCAAGGCAAGAUGGUUCCAGUUGUGGCAGAUUAUGAGAUUUUGUCAAAUGAAGAUAACUGCUCUCAACUCUGCAAGUCUUCUGUGUUAGUGUUCAAGUUUUCUUCCAGCAAGGGGCAGUAGAGGCAUCUUCUAGUCUGGCAGUGAUGUAAAUUCAACAAAGGAUAGUGCAAGGUAUUUUAUAUGUCAGCCAAAUAUGCAAGCGACAGAACCAUAUAGAAUACUAGGUACCAAAA
Sphaerodactylus townsendi is the source of this 6022-nucleotide messenger RNA. It is a transcript of the gene CFAP65, whose product is annotated as cilia and flagella associated protein 65. Lineage: Eukaryota; Metazoa; Chordata; Lepidosauria; Squamata; Sphaerodactylidae. The record is from RefSeq and is a predicted model, not a curated record.